Molecule: messenger RNA, 4975 nt
Organism: Gadus morhua (Atlantic cod)
Lineage: Eukaryota; Metazoa; Chordata; Actinopteri; Gadiformes; Gadidae
Gene: ogfrl1
Product: opioid growth factor receptor-like 1
Exons: 7
Coding region: 496-1806 (436 amino acids)
Cellular component (GO): membrane
Molecular function (GO): opioid growth factor receptor activity
Source: RefSeq, a predicted model, not a curated record
UUUAUGUGUGUGUAUGUAUGUAUGAGUGAGUGCGUGCGUGCUAGUGUCCGUGUUCUCGCGCUUGUGUGUUUCUGGUUGCAAGUGAGCGUGUUCUUGUGACAUUGAUGAUAUCCGGUCCGGGUGGAGAUUACUGGUAACCUUUUUCUGUCCCGCUGGCAGGCCUACCACGUGACCGCUCGGGUCCUGAUGCUGCUGUCACCAGGGGUUAUGUGCAAGAAGCUCAUUGGGGCCACGUGCAAGUCGCGUAAACGGGCGCGUAGCCGCCGUCGUUGAACCCCCCCACCUCCCCUUUUCUCUGCCAGUGAAAAGCCCCGCUUCGCUAGGGCAGGCCGAGGUAGCAGCUCGCAGCUCGGCUGUGAAACACGGAAACUCGUGCGGCAGAUUAAAACGAUGUAGGCUCCAGCGAGGACGGAGGAGAGGAGGACACACACAACCCGAGCGGGACGUUGAGAUUAUCGAAUUGUGGCGUUGCGUAGUUUUAGGGAUUUCUUUUAAAUGGGAAAUCUGAUGGGCAGUUGGCGUUACAAGGAGCCGAGCACAGUGGAGGAAUGCGACUCGACGUGGGGGUCGGACUCGGAGAGCGACGACCCGCCGGUGGAGGCUGCAGAAGGCAGCGGCAUCUCCGGGUCUGUCGGUCCGGCCGAGAUGGGUCGAUGCUCGGUCGACCCCGGCGACAUGUCCCUGCAGCUGUCAGAAUCUCCACAGUCCGCCCCGAAAAUGAAGAGGAGCUUCUACGCUGCCAGAGAUCUAUACAAGUACCGACACAGCUACCCGAACUACAAAGAGUCCAGGCAGCCGAGUGAAUUCCGCAACCUGCGCUUUUACCUGAACAAGAUCCCUCUGAUUCCAGAUGGCAUCUACAUAGAGGAGAUUCUCACAAAGUGGAGAGGAGACUACGAUAAACUGGAGCACAACCACAAUUACAUCCAGUGGCUUUUCCCGUUAAGGGAACAAGGGCUUAACCUCUACGCACAAGAACUGACUCAGGACGAGAUCAAAGAAUUCCAAACUACUCGAGAAGCCAAGCGGCGUUUCUUAGCGGCCUACGCGCUGAUGCUGGAAUUCUACGGCGUGCGGUUACUGGAUAAGAGCGGCAGCGUUGCCCGCGGUCCCAACUGGCAGGACCGUUUCCAGCACCUCAACGAGUCGCAGCACAACUAUCUCCGCAUCACGCGCAUCCUCAAGUCCCUGGGCGAGCUGGGCUACGAGGCCCUCAAGGGCCCGCUGGUGCGGCUGAUGCUGGAGGAGUCGCUGCUCCACGCCACCCUGCCCAACAUGCAGCACAGCGCGCUGGAAUACUACGUCUACACCAUCCGCCGGCCGGCCACGCGCCGACAGCUCCUACGCUUCGCCCGGCAGCACUACCGGCCCGCCCACGCCUUCCUGUGGGGGCCGCAGCCCAAGAGGCGCGGGGGGGCAGCAGGGGGCGGAGGGGGAGGGGGUGGAGACGACGACGACGACGACGACGAUGACGGAGGCGCCGGGAGCAGCGGGAUUCGGGCGCCCGCCCCGACGCCGGAGCACCGCAGAGGGGCCGGGGACGCGGGCGCCGACUGUAUGCCGCCGUUUUCCCGCCCUCCCAGCCUGCUGGCCGGCCUCGAGGGCGUGGGGGAGGAGGGGAAGGGCUGGGACCACGGUGGUGGUGGUGGCGGUGGUGGCGGUGGUGGUGGGGUGGUGGGGGUGGAGGUGGUGGUCCGGCUGGAAUGGAGUCAGGGCGUCGGUGUGUUGAAACGAGGGGCUGGGGGGAGGGGGCUGAGGCGUGACACUCUCCCCACCCCCCUGCCACUAGUCUUGUUUCCGCAUUGAAAGGUGUGUGUGUGUGUUUGUGUGUUGGUAGUGGGAGUGAAGAGAGAGAUAUGGAGAGAGAUAGAGAUAUUAUGAGAGGGAUAGAGAGAGAAAGGAGUGAGAGAGAUAGAAAGAGAGAGAGAAAGAGUUAGAGAAUGAUCAUCUGAGCCAAACAACAAUUAUCUUUGCCCCAGUAAAUGUCCUCUUCCCCCACAAAUACCUUUUUAGUGGUGCUCUUGAUCUUGAUAGAUCCAGAAGUAUAGUCUCUCUCGGAGAGAGAAUACCAUCCCACUUGGAACGGGGAGACAAAUUGCCUUCUUUUUUCGUCCUUUAUAUUUAUUUAGGGGCGGAGGCGGAGGUAUCAUUCAGGUCCAGAUCGGAGGCAGAACCUCUGAAAUGAAUGCCAAGACACUUGUUGGUGGUUCACUGCACCGGGGAAACCACAAGCUGUUUUAGAGAAAUGCGGUGGGUGGGGGAGUAGGAAGGCUAAACAAUAUCCUUAAAUGCAGGCACUAACAUUUGUUUAAUUAUGUGAAGGAUGCAAUAGACAAUAGACGCGUCGUUUAUCUUAUUUUCAACUUUUCGGUUUGGUUUAUCAAAGCAAUAUCUGUGAAAGAUAGUGAAUACCGUUUGACUUAAAGUCUGUAUGUUGUGUAGCGAGGCCUAGAUGCUGGUAGCAGACACAAUCCCCUGGUGAUCUCCACGGUAUCCUCUCAGCGCGGCUGUGUUUUUCAGCUGUAGGGUCAAGAGGAGCUUGGUACUUGCUCAGCGGUGCGUGUGGUAUCAGGUGAACGCGGUCCUUUCAUGUGAACUGCACACCAAGCAGUUUGCUCAGUGUGCAUGGUACUGUAUUAACUGUGUCGCACCUUUUGACAAUCUCUUUGUCUUCCUGCUCAAAGCGCUGUGUCCGAUCUUUCUCCUAUUUUUGCAGGCCUUCGUACCUAGGAUUCAAACUCUCCCGCAUAGAGAUAUCGCUGGUUUCAUAGGCAAUGUGUGGAAAAUAUUAUCUUUAUGUUUUUCAAAAUGUUUAUUAAUUAUUUUCUUUGUCAGAGCACAAAUUUGUCCUUAAAAAAGUGAAGAUUAAGGUAAUUUGAAAGGGAAAAGUAAUAUCAGUAAUGUAAUUAAUGUCUUAACCCUUUGUGGCCAAUAUCCUAACAUGUGAUGCCAUUCUCAACAGUGCCACGAAUUUAAAUAAGGUCUAUCUUUCUGGGACCUGUAAGCAUAAACAAACAUGUAUCCGUUUUCUCAAUUGGCCGUUCUAUUAAAGUGUAAUUUCAGCGGAAAUUGAACCCAGGGUAUUUUUCGGCAUGAAGACACAUAAAAUAAGCCAAACCUCGGCAGUAGCAUGGCUAGGGUCCCUACACAUAAUACAAAGCAUCAACAAAUUAGUUAGAGUACCGGGAGUUUAUUCAAAAAGACUGUGUUCAAGAUCUGUGCCUUACCGGUAGGGCCAUGUGUCCAAGAAGUCGAUUACCGGCUACUGUAAAUAAUAUAAUAGAGGCGCAAAAAUGUAUAACAGCCAAGUAUCAAGAGGGUUAAUUUUUUGGCUAAUCUAUUAUAUUAUUUACGGUAGCAGGUGUUCGACUUGUGUGGACCUCCUGGAAACAUGGCCCUACAGGUAAGGCACAGACCUGGAAACAGUCUUUUGCGUAGGGACCCUAAGCAUGCUACUGCAGAGGUUUGGUGCUAUUUUGAGCAAUAUUAGUGGUUAAAAAUGUUCGAUUUGGAAGCAUUCACACUGCCGCUAGCCAAUAACAUGGAAGGCAUUUGGGCUGUAACAUUGAUCCUGGCAUUCGGGGCAAGCUCUAUAAUCGAUUAUCAACGAAAAAAAGCUUAUCUUAUGAUUCUUCAUGCCGAAAAAGACCCUUGGUUAAAUUUCCACCCGGAAUUACACUUUAAGAAGUGGCUCAUUAAUCAUUAAUCUAUCCAUGCAUAACCUAGACUUUUUUUUUUGGCUUUGAUUGUACAAACAUGCAUGUAUGCACACCACUGGGGUUGUAUGUAUGCAUAUACAUACACACAUUACCAUAUAUAUCCUAGUAUAUACACACAUACACAAACACAAUAUAUAUGAUGUGUUUUUUAGAAUCCAACAACAAAAGACCAGGGCAGGACGUUCCAUGUAAUCCUGGUAACAGUAGCCUUCGGUUAACAUUUUUCCUACCAGGACGUGUGAAUGGCUUGGUUUUUACUGUACAUUUGUAUCAUAAAAUGCACAGCCAGAACUGUUUCAGUUGUAUUGCAGCCUUACAACUCAGUAGUUUGGGCUGCGUUCCUAGCUAGUGACAAAAGUGUGCUUUAAAGAAUUUGUGUGUGUGAUUUUUUUUUACUUGCUAGUUUUUUUUUUCCUGGUUCAAAUUGCUGUACUUGAAAUUGAAAAUACAAGCCAUGCAAGGUGCAAGACACAAGGGUUGUCCAUGCUGUUAAAAAGGGAGAUUUUGACCCUCAGUCUCCUUGAAUGGGCACUGUCUCUAACAUAAUUGUAAAGUGAUCUUUUCAGGUAUAUGAUGUGCAACAUGAGCUCUGUUGUAUGAUGUAUUGUUGUAAUAUAGUGAUUGUGGGUAUGGGUUAGAGUAUGUAUAUGAAGUGCCUCUUUUGUAUUUUUUAACCGUUUAUUUGUAUGCGGAAUAAGAAAAACAAUAACAACAACAACAACAACACGUAUGUGUGUGUGUGUGUGUGUGUGUGUGUGUGUGUGUGUGUGUGUGUGUAUGUGUGUGUGUUUGUGGGUGUUUGUCCAGAUGAACGACGUAUAUAUUUACAAAUUUGAUUGGCCAAUUAGAGCAUACUAAUUGGGCAACAAAAUGUGAACUCAAUGCAAUCCGUUUUUUAACUGGAAUAUGUAUUCGAAUUUGUAUUAUUUUUAAAGAUUGUUUAGAUAAAGAGCAUUAUGCACAUGUCUAUUGGAUACAUGCAUAUUGUAAAUUCCACUGUUUGGCUGGUCAUUUACACUUGUUCUCAGAUUCUGGCAACAAUAGUUUGGUGAAGCCAAAUUGUGAAAUGUGUUGGCCACAACACUAAUAUUUAAUUUCUGUCAAAUAUAUAAUAGUAUGCUAAAUUAUGAUUAUUCAUAAUAAAUAAAUGAAACAAAACCGGGUGCAAAACAACAUUUAACAAUGAGAACACAAUUUCAAUAUUAUGCAACUGUAACUAAAGUAAAUAAAUAAAAAACAAGGUUUGUCAGACCACA